AUGUCGUCGUUCGCCUUGACGCCUAUUGUCCAGCAGGCGGUCGAGCAUCGCCUGGAAGAGCUCAAACGCAUCAAGAAGUCUUUCGAGCGACGAUACCUCUCUGAAGUGACCGAGUCUGAUCAAUCAAGUGUCAUCGUACGUCUCGAAAGGCUGCUGGACGAGUUGAAGAAUCUGGAGCCAAAGCUCGACGAAGAGGACGGCGAAUGGUUGACGGAGACCAUCCAACGAUGCAUCGAACAAGCCCAGGAUGACAAUGCGAUCUCCGAAAAGAAGUUGUUGAGGCUGGAGAAGAGCCACCGCGAUAAACUGAGCAGGUUUCGCAACCGCAUGGAGGUGUCAUGCCUACACGCACAGCUCAUCAAGGAAGCUACGAACGCGGCUAAAAUCGAAACGGCGGCUACCAAGCUUGAGGCUGUAGCACUGGACGACGAGGACUUCGAAGUAGUCGACAACGAAAGCGAAGAGGUCCUCGAGAAGUUUCAGGAAGCUUGUUCCCAGCCGACGAAUGUGGACAGCGAAUCGAUCGAGAUCUAUCUCUCGAGCUUGUUCACGUCCGAAGACGAACACCUACAAUCGAUCCGAGACGGGAUGCAAGCAUACGGAGAUGAUCUAGUCGUCGGGGAUAACGAGAUAGAUGAGGAACGCUUGACGUGGAUAAUGAAGGAUUUGAUGAAGUCGGAACAAAUCAGCCAUGAGCGGAAAGCCACCCUCGCAAGCUACCUACAGUCACCCGAUGCGCUGCGGGAGCUUGUUGCGACCUUGAACAUGAUGAGUUAUCGCGACUGGAACUACAGGAACGCAGAAGCAGGCUUGCCAGUCGACUUACGAAAAAAGAAGAGCGGCCAGCACUACGUUCACGUCGAGGUAGGCAUUAUCGACAUGUUGUUCCUGCAUUGCUGUGCAAUUGGGUGGGCCAUAAACUUGAAAGAAUGCCUCAAGAGUUUCGUUCAUGGGUCCGAUCUGUUCCGCUGCGCUCCACUGACAGACUCGGAUCUCGACAGACGUGCGUUCUUCUUCGACACACCUCGUCCUGCAACCAUGAGUAUUGCAUGCGGCACUUAUGUGUCGCCUCCACCGCCGCCCCUACCAUACGAUUUUCGUUUGAUUCCCGCUCCCGCUCCUCCUCUACCUCUGCUCAGAUCGAAAAAGUACGGUCGGAGCAAGAAGAAGAACCAGAGCAUGUAUGCUGGAAGCCCUGUUCCACCGCCACCACCGCCAAACGCGCCCCAAGACCUGAACAGCCUACGGGAAGACGAUUAUAAGAGACGCUUCUUCAUGUCGCGUCUCCCCGAGAGGGACGGCGAAGUACCCGAGAUUGUCCCGUCUGAAGAGGUGCAGGCAAGACUGAUCAAGACGCUCGCCGUGGAAUACAAGCUUCGAAAGGCUUUCGACGGCAAAGCGUACGCUACGACUUUGGAGUUCGACUCAUUCGCGUCCACAGUUCCCCAUUCAGCUAUCGUCACGGUUUUGAAGUUCCUCGGUGUUCCGGGAGUCUUCGUCUCAUUAUUCUCUCGCGCUCUUGAGCCAAUGCUGAGCGUCAAAGCUUCAGCGAACGAGUCCAAUACGCUCCUAAUACCAAAGAGCGGAGUCUCAGUUGACUACGGACUGGAAGUGUUCUUCAGCGAAGCUGUACUGUUCUUCCUCGAUCUUGCUGCGCGCAAAGCGACAGAAUCGUACAUGUACCGUCUGAAUGACCACUGCCACUUUGUCGGUACCGAACUUCAGAACAAGGGCUUCGAGAAAGAAGCUGCCCGUUUCUCCGAUACUAUGGGGUUGAAGCUGCGCGAUACUUUGUCCACUGGCGGACUAUCCAUCGGAGUCUUAACCAUGGGUUCGUCGGAGUCAUUGUCCCUCGAUACAACCGAAGAACUACGCGUUGAUAAUGUCAAAGUCGCCCUGUACGCAACCCACGUAGGAGCUAGACUCAAAGCAUGCUCAACUGUCCUCGAAUGGGUUCGUGAAUGGAACGACACUGUCGGUACCUACGCGGCAAAGCUCUUCGGGCCCAUUGCCAAUGUGUUCGAUGCAACACAUCGCGACGACGUCAAGGCUGCGUACAAACGUAUCUACUCUAUCGUACUGGGUGGUAGUGAUCUGACCACAUACGUGACGAGAAUGCUGAGUCCGCAUCUCACACAUGGCUUGAAGAGUAUCUCUCUCGACCUCGAGCCCAUAAUCUAUCUACCGCAAUCCCAUGGCGGCCUCGGUGUAAAGACUCCGUUCGUCACCCUAUCGUUCGCCUCUAGGAUCCGCGAAUCAGCAUCCGAAAAGAUCGAGCAAUAUCUCAACGAAGAAGCAACCCACUACGCUUCUGUGGCAGACCGCUACAAUCAUUCAGCAGGGCAUCGCCAGCAAAGAAUCCAAACGAUCUUCAACAACGAUAUAUCCAGGAUGCUCUCAGCACUCGGUUCGGAAGUCAACUCCGGCCUUGAUCUCGCAACCGUACCCUUUAUGGCCAUAGCAGAUAUGACACAACAUCGCGAACGCGCAAUAUACCCCGCCGCUCCUUACGGGUUCUGGAACCAGGAGAUGACUACCGCGCCACCCGAUCUUGUCAGCCUCUAUCGUGAUCUACUGGAUGAACCAACCGAUCGUAUUGAAGAAAGGCAAAAGACCAAGCGACAUGUGCAAAGUCUCUUCCAAACAAAGCAUCGGAGGUCAUGGUUCAAAACGAGUCAGGAGGAGAAAUGGAUGCUGCAGCUCUACAGCGAUGAGUGCUUCGAAUGGUACGGCGGCCUCGAAAUCUGGUGGUCCGAGGAGUCCCUGGUUGCUUCCUACCCGUACGAGGGCACGGCAGCUGUAUAG
Molecule: messenger RNA, 2805 nt
Organism: Alternaria metachromatica
Lineage: Eukaryota; Fungi; Ascomycota; Dothideomycetes; Pleosporales; Pleosporaceae
Exons: 2
Coding region: 1-2805 (934 amino acids)
Source: RefSeq, a predicted model, not a curated record